AUGGCACCGUCCGAACGCAGUUUUAGGCGCUGCGCCGUAACAGAUAGCGUGCUACAGCGCUGCAUUGCCCGCCCCCCGCUGCAGUGCGUCAGCGCGGAGAUGCCAGGCAAGCUACGGAGUGCAGGCAGGGACAGAGGUACACUACAGGCUCUGUUCCUGGCUGUGCACGCUGUGCUCCAGGCGCACCUGUACCUGCGACUUGGCAGCUUGCCUUCCCUUGCCUUCUGCCCUGCUGCCAAGUAUCACCCACAACAGAGUCCACAAAAAUACGGCGCUGCAGCUGCUCCUCGAAUUCGAGUUGUCGCUGGUCUUGGCCGUCCGCUCCUUUCUUUUUUGCCUCAUUCGUUUCAUCUGCCUUGGUUCUUCUGCCCCCAGCAUUUUGCCCCGUUUGCUUUCUCAAGAUACACUAUUUAUGAAGCAGACUUUAUUCGCCCUUACGACGUCCUUUGCACACCUCCCACGACUUCGAAUCACGACUUUGUUCCGCCAUUGCGCAUCUCGCCUUUCGCAUCGCCUUUCGCGUCGUCCUAUGACCUUGACAUAUUUAUAGUUUCCAUCUUUGAGCAUAUUGCCGCUGCGCGGCUGGAGGAAUGA
Akanthomyces muscarius is the source of this 594-nucleotide messenger RNA. RefSeq lists its product as uncharacterized. NCBI's taxonomy places the organism in Eukaryota, Fungi, Ascomycota, Sordariomycetes, Hypocreales, Cordycipitaceae. The record is from RefSeq and is a predicted model, not a curated record. The coding region runs from base 1 to 594 and encodes 197 amino acids. The transcript is spliced from 3 exons.